UUUACGCAGUCACAAAACAUACUAUACUCCUUUUGAUUUUUUAAUAAUAUUCACUUACAAUAACACUUUGUAAGCCGCUAUAAAAUAAGUUUCAGUAGGUUUUGAAAUUUUGUUUCUUUUCGAUCAGUUAAAUAAAAUCGUUUUGAGAUUUUGAUGAUAAGUUUCUGUUCUAACUAAAAUAUCGAAUUAUUUCAUAAUAAUGGAACCACCUAAAGACAAAUGGAAUAUUGUGCUACUCAUAUUUAUUAUACAUGGCAUUGGAACAUUGAUGCCAUGGAAUAUGUUUAUAACGGCAAAGAGUUAUUUCGUUGAUUUGAAAUUAAGCGGAAAUUCAAAUUCAACAAGUGCUUCAAAUUAUGCAGCGAAUUUCUUACAAUAUCAUGGAUUUGCGUCUCAAAUUCCCAAUGUGGUAUUUAAUUGGCUCAAUGUGUUUUUAAAUUUGGGUGGAAAUUUAACGACACGAAUGGCGAUUAGUAUAUUAGUGGAGCUGUGUAUAUUUGUGGUUACAGUUAUUAUGGCCAUGAUUGACUCUUCGAAUUGGCCCGGAGCCUUUUUUUGGAUAACAAUGAUCACAGUAGUCGUCUUAAAUAUGGCUAGCGCUGUUUACCAAAAUACUAUAUUUGGGAUGGUCGCUACAUUUCCCUUUAGAUAUACUGGCGCGGUUAUAUUGGGAUGCAACAUUUGCGGCCUCUUUGUAUCUUUAAUAAGUAUUGGGAGUAAUUAUAUAUUUUCUACAAUUAGAAUUGCUGCCAUUUAUUACUUCAUAACGGCGAUGUUGCUUUUGUUAUUUUGUUUUGAUACAUUCUUCGCAAUACCGCUAAACAAAUUUUUCAUAUAUAAUCAACUUUCUCGAAAAACUGAAGGCAGUGAAAAUGUGAAAACUUCGGAAAUACCUUAUUGGACUAUCUUUAAGACAGCAUCUAUGCAGCUGUUUAAUGUAUUCAUAAUAUUCUUUGUAACCCUAGCGGUUUUUCCUGCCGUAAACUCUGACAUCAAGGCAUCUUCAUCAGAUUUUUUCAUAAAGGAUCCUAUUAUGUAUAUACAAAUUACCUGCUUUUUAACAUUCAAUUUAUUUGCGAUGCUUGGAAGUUUGACUUCAUAUUGGAUUCAAUGGCCUGGGCCGAAAUAUUUGGUCAUACCAGUUACCUUGCGAUUGGUUUUUAUACCGUUAUUCCUGUUUUGCAAUUAUUUACCACUAAACGUCGAGAGAAAACUGCCAGUUAUUAUAAACAAUGAUUGGAUUUACUGGAUUAUUGGUGUUUUAAUGGCAUACACUUCCGGAUAUUACAGUGCUCUGGCGAUGAUGUAUGCACCACAGACAGUUGAACAAAACAACCAGGUCAAAGCUGGAAUGUUCGCCGGUGCGAUGCUCAUAAGUGGGAUUUUUUGUGGAAUUUUGUUUUCAUUCAUAACUCCCUACUUAGUCUAAUAUGAAAUAAAUUGAGAUCUACAUCAUGUAUUAACUUUUUACGGAAAUUAAAAAUUUACAGUUACGAACCUAGAUUUCCGGCCUAUACUAAUAUAUGUACUUAUAUAUAUACUAAUUGUCCAUAGCAAAGAUAAAAUCUAAAAAAUAAAGUAUGUGGUUUUAUUUUAAAUCUGUUAAAUUUAUUUUAAUUAAAUGCAAAAUUACGAGAUACCAUAGUUAUUAAAAAAAUUCGUAUUGCAACCCUGUUUCACGUGAGUAGUCAUUAUAGAUUAAAAAGCAAAGUGUGGCAUAGCGCCUACUCGCUCUGCUGGCGAGAGAAUAAAAAUGUACGAAAUACCUCUCACGUGCUUCACCACUUGCACGCUCUUUAUUACACUUAGCAUGUGAAUGUGUACGCAAUACCCCUCUUAUCCUCACUAUUUCUAUCAAGAAUAUAAACUACUUUCCAUGUAAUAAGCUCAAAUUCAAGCAAGUAUUUGAAUGAUUACUUUUUUAUAGUUUUCCUUUGUUAGUUUGGCUUUCGGUGCUUACGUUUUAUAGGUAUAUUGUUCAAAAGCUGAAUAUACUAUGGUCACGCGCAGUUUGAAGGGAAAAUUUUUAGUGUUACACACACACUACUGUAUCUCGUUAAAUGCGCGUGUGACAUUUUCUCCUUUUCAGCGCACCCUUGCCCCAACCUUCUGAAUGAUUUGGUCAUAUGACCGCUAGUUUAAUCAUGCAUAUGCAACAACUAUAAUCUUAUACCCGUGCUAUAACAUUUGUGUGAGUAGUUUGGCUAUAUAUUAACUGUUCCCAGCGAAAGUGACAACUGGUAUAUAAUUGAAAAACCAGCAAGCACUACGAGUUGAACAACUCAACAGCGGAGUUUAGCGUUCAGUGAAGAAAUUGAAAUCACUCACAGUGUUGUCAGCGACCGAACCGACCAGUGCUUGUUCGAACUCCUACGCUCUAGCAGCAAGUUACCAGUCAAGACCCAAGAAAGGCCUAAAGCUAACCACAAGUUAGUCAA
Bactrocera oleae (olive fruit fly) is the source of this 2438-nucleotide messenger RNA. RefSeq names its product equilibrative nucleoside transporter 1. The record is from RefSeq and is a predicted model, not a curated record. Gene Ontology annotation, biological process: nucleoside transmembrane transport. NCBI's taxonomy places the organism in Eukaryota, Metazoa, Arthropoda, Insecta, Diptera, Tephritidae. Gene Ontology annotation, cellular component: plasma membrane. Gene Ontology annotation, molecular function: nucleoside transmembrane transporter activity.